AUGUUAUACUCUUCCUCGUGCACGAAUAUCAUAUCCAACGAUACAGCCCACCAUCCGCACGGUCAGCCAAACGAACACGACGAAGUCGCUUUCGAUGCGCAGGAACACAAGGGUGGCGAGGGUGCGGCUGACGGUCAGUCGAGCGCGGAUCACGCUGAAGACGAAGACAACGACGUGGCCUUGCCCUUGUCGUCCUUUGAAGCGUUCGACAUGAUCCCAGAAGCUUGGCGCGCCGUGGUCGCCACGUACAUGAUGUACUCUGUGAUCCGUGCGUUCGUUAGAGGUAUCAUGCAGUUCGAGGGACCCGAUAUUGGGUGGUACGAUCAGCGCAAUCCAGAAGGGGAGUGCGGCGGAGAGGAUUCAGGCAGUCAGAGAGGAGAUGGAGAGCAGGAUGUUGAGGGAGGGCAGAAUGAUGGGAGCAGUCAGGAGGAGGGAGGGUUGCGUGAUGGCGAGGUGGGUGCUGAGAGCAACCAGGACGAUGAAAGCAGUCAACGUGGCGAGAUCGGGCGUGGCGGACGCGAAAACAUCGACAACGGCGACCACAUCAACAACGAAAGUCGCCAGGGGACAGCAGCACAUCAGGGGGAGAGCUCAUCCUCCCUCGCUCAAACUCACAGCCAGGACGAUGACGGUUCAAGCCAUCAGCAGUCUCCAAGCGGCUCAAACACCACCAAUUCCAUCACCGAACUCCCAAGGUGGCUGCCCAUCGACUGUAUGGAGAAGUUCGGCCCUGACGCUCAGUACACCGUGAUGACUACCUCCGGUGAGCAGUUCACAUUCAAAGGCACCGGCGGCUUCAUCCCACCAUCUGCGGAAUAUCCAGACCUGAGUGCUCUGUCCGAUAACCCAAUACCUCAGGACCCUCUGCAGGCUCGGCUUCAGGCGGCCUCGGAUGCGAAUAAUGCUCGGCUGGAAUUAGAGGACCAGGCAGCUCAGGCGCCAGAACCAAACUCGCGCAGAGCGCGUCGUCGCCGGCUCGUGGCCAUACUGGCGCAUGUCAUGGAUGAGUACGAGGUCUUUGUGAGAGGAGGGUGA
Saxophila tyrrhenica is the source of this 1035-nucleotide messenger RNA. RefSeq lists its product as uncharacterized. Lineage: Eukaryota; Fungi; Ascomycota; Dothideomycetes; Mycosphaerellales; Extremaceae. Bases 1 to 1035 code for a protein of 344 amino acids. The transcript has a single exon. The record is from RefSeq and is a predicted model, not a curated record.